AUGGCUUCCAAUAUGGGCUUUUUGCCCACAAUCAAAUGCUCCAAUUGUGGCACCAAUGUCGAGAUAAUGGCCAUGGGGGAUCAUACCUGUGUUCCCAAUGAUUAUGUCCCCGUGGCACCGAUGCCAUCGCCGCCUCCAUCGGCGGGGUUAGAAUCGCCAGACCGACUCACUACCGCAAUGGCAACAAAGAUCCCUCGCGGAGGGCCUCCCUCCCGGAUUGAUCCAUCCGUCGCAAAUCAAGCAUACCUACAGCCCAACAUGCCCACACCAGCGAGCAGUGUAGCCCCGUCGCCUUCCAUCAAUUCGGCGCCUCGAUCUCCGCUGCACGCACCUCAGGACGUGACUGACAAUGACUCUGAUAUGGACAAUGUCUUCUCCUUCCCCAUGCCUGGGAAUAGGUCCCCGACACAAGUCAGAACACCAAGCCCAAAGACUGACGCGAUGGCGAAAUCAUUACCUCCAGUCCCGUCCUCCGGGUUUGGAUUCGGUCUCAAACCGGAGAAUAUUCAACUCCCAGCCAGUCCAAUGCCCCCAAAGUCUCCAGAUGUCAACCACUACAGAGGCGACUCAACACUCAGUCACAGCAGCUAUCGGUCUUCCUUCGCCAGCAGUCGCUAUGGGGAUUCGACGGCGAGGUCGUCAAGCAACGGCUCUUCUCGCGGCACACGAUCAUUCGGGGAUGAAGCACCACCUGUUCCAAUAGCACCUCUUCGCACGCCUAGCAAAACUUCUUUUCCUCGUGACUCGAACCUCUCCGUGGUCUCGUCUCAGAUUAGCGAGGAGGAAGCCAGUGGAUUCGAUUUUGGUCUUCCCACAGGCCCCAACCCGGCGACUGGAUUACACGAUCUCCCGGAGGAGUCACCAUCAGCUGAAUAUGAAAACAACAAUGAAUACCCUGCUUUCCAACCCUCUACACAAACUCAUCUCCAUCCCGCAGCGGCAGCAGAACCCAGCAACGACGCACCAAGGAAGAACUCUGAUGCCAGUACGACCAGUGCAUUGUCGGUGACAAGCUUCGCCCGUGCACUUGGACUUGAGGACCAAAUGAACAAGCCCGAAAGCUCCGUCUGUUCGGACUCCUCGCCAUCUGAUGCACGAAGUGGGAGCUCCAUGUCCAGUCUCCCCUCCGAUGUUAGCUUGACCCGGCACAAAACCUCCGACCCGCUCAACCUAGGCGUUCUCGUCGAGGAACUUCCCGCACGCACCAGACAGACGAUACUGGAAAUGCCCGGCCGCGUACGAAGUACCAUGGAAGAUGUGGAAAGCGUCCCACCUAUCCCAGCAGCAUUUUUCAGUCCGGAUUCCCCAACCGACCCUGCAAUUAACCAAGGUGGCCUAUCCCUGAUCGCAGAUCGAAAGGACCAAGCCCCCAUCCCAACACCAUCCCAACUAAAAGAACCUACUCCUCCACCACAAAAGCCUCAAGAACCUCCAGCGCCUACAGCACCUCCAGCACCUCAACGCUCAUUCACCGCACCAAACCCUCAAAUCCCCCCAACACCUCAAACUCCCCAAACACCAUCACGCUCCGGCACACGCUCAAAAGGCAAAUGCAAAGGCUGUAACGAGACCAUCACAGGAAAAUCAAUAUCUUCCUCCGACGGCCGUCUAACAGGCCGCUACCACCGCGGUUGUUUCGUGUGUUUCGAAUGCCACUCGCCCUUCCAAACAGCCGACUUCUAUGUCCUGAACAACCGGCCCUUCUGCGCACAGCAUUACCACGAACGUAACGGUUCCCUCUGUGCAGGAUGCCACACCGGAAUUGAAGGCCACUACCUGGAGACCGUCGAGCGGAAUCCGGCGCGUGCAGACCGCCGCCGCUUCCACACGGAGUGUUUACAAUGUCGCACAUGUCAUAUUCUUCUCAAGGGCGACUACUUCGAGUGGAACGGUGAAGUCUUCUGUGAGCGUGAUGCUCGUCGUGCUGCUGCCGCUUCCCAUCCUCCUCCGGGUCCUGGUCGUCGUAGACCAACACUCGGUUCCUCUCCGCUCGCUCAAUCAGGCCAAUUCCCUCCAGGUCCUUAUCCACCCGGUCCUGGCCACGGGCCAGGUCUGAGGCCUGGUCCACGGUUCCCGCCUGGCGGUGGGGGUCGAUUCCCCGAGCGACGGACUACUAAACUAAUGAUGGUCUGA
Messenger RNA from Penicillium salamii, 2133 nucleotides. NCBI's taxonomy places the organism in Eukaryota, Fungi, Ascomycota, Eurotiomycetes, Eurotiales, Aspergillaceae. The record is from the annotation of a GenBank genome assembly.